CCGGAACUCGGAAGUUUAUCCACUCGAAAUUGUUCGUUGGAAAUCGGAAGCUUUGCAACAAUGGCGCUCAAACACCCAUGCUUGAGUUGCUCUUUCCCUUCCAUUUCCUUUGCUUCCACAAGCCCUAACCCUAAUUCCAGUGCUGCUGCACCAUUUUACUACUGGACACCUCACUUAUUUCGCUACUCCAGAACCCUAAGAGUUCACUCUUCCUUUGCAACUCCACAAUCCGUUUCUCAAUCUCCAGAUCCUAUUUUUCUCCCUUUUCUCAUCGAAGAGGAGGAAAAAGAAGAAACAGCAGAAGAAAAAGAAGAGCAGAAACCAGAACAAGCCCCUGAAGACCCAAUUGUCCAAUUCUUCAAGUCUCGCUCUGCGACUCAAGACCCCGGAAAGGAAGGCAGAGUCCACCUUCAAAAGAACCGCCGGACUUCGUGGCAUCUAGCAGAACUUGAUUGCUUAGAAGCCGAAGCUGACAAAGAAGGUGAAGAGGAAGAAGGAAAUGAAGGGUUUGGUUCUGAGGUUUCGGAUUCAUGUCCGGCAGAGGGCAUUUUAGCAGAAAUUUUGCAAAUCGCUAGGAAUCCUCCGGAAAAUUUGACAUUAGGUGAGCUUCUGGGUUCUUAUGCAGGGAAGAUUGGGGAGCGAGAUUGCGUGGAGCUGCUGCAAUUGAUGGGACAAGAGGGUCUUGUUAUGGGUUGUCUGUACUUUUUCGAGUGGAUGGGUUCGCAGGAGCCAUCACUUGUUACACCAAGGGCUUGUUCAGUUCUGUUUCCGAUCCUGGGUAGGGCAGGCAUGGUGGAGAAGUUGAUGAUUUUGUUUAGAAAUUUACCAUCCGGGAAGCAAUUCAGAGACGUGCGUGUCUACAAUGCUGCAAUCACAGGCUUGUCGGUCUGUGGCAGGUAUGAUGAUGCUUGGCAGUUGUACGAGGUGAUGGAAACAAAUAAUAUUCAGCCAGAUCAUGUAACAUGUUCUAUUCUUAUUACAGUCAUGAGGAAACGGGGUCAGAAUGCCAAAGAGGCAUGGGAGUUCUUUGAGAAAAUGAACAGGAAAGGAGUAAAAUGGAAUUUGGAAGUUUUGGGUGCUCUUAUAAAAUUCUUCUGCGAUGAGGGGUUGAAAGAUGAAGCUCUAAUCAUCCAAACAGAAAUGGAGAAGAAGGGUGUCUCUUCAAAUGCCAUUAUAUAUAACACCUUGAUUGAUGCUUACAGUAAAGCCAACAAGGUUGAAGAAGCUGAAGGUCUUUUCGUUGAGAUGAAGGAGAAAGGGAUUAAGCCAACCUCUGCUACAUACAACAUUUUAAUGGACGCAUACAGUAGAAGAAUGCAGCCUGAGAUUGUUGAAGAUCUGCUCCUGGAGAUGCAAGAUAUGGGCUUGGAACCAAAUGUGAAAUCAUAUACUUGCCUGAUUAGUGCAUAUGGAAGGAAGAGGAAAAUGAGUGACAAGGCUGCAGAUGCAUUUUUAAGGAUGAGGAAGGUUGGUAUAAAACCGACUUCACAUUCAUAUACUGCACUAAUCCAUGCCUAUUCAGUGGAUAGAUGGCAUGAGAAGGCUUAUAUGGCAUUUGAAAACAUGAAACAGGAAGGAAUUGAACCCUCCAUAGAAAAUUAUACUGCCCUUCUUGAUGCAUUUAGACGGGCUGGUGACACCCAAAAACUAAUGGAAAUUUGGAAAUCAAUGAUAAGUAAUAAAAUUGAAGGGACAAGAGUGACAUUUAACAUUCUCCUUGAUGGGUUUGCUAAACAAGGUCAAUACAUUGAAGCAAGAGAUGUGGUCUCUGAGUUUGUGAGGAUUGGCCUGCAGCCAACAGUGAUGACAUAUAAUAUGCUGAUGAAUGCAUAUGCACGGGGAGGGCAACACUCUAAACUGCCACAGCUAUUGAAAGAAAUGGCUGUUCUCAAUCUAAAGCCAGAUUCUAUAACUUACUCUACCAUGAUCUAUGCCUAUGUCCGUGUUCGUGAUUUCAGAAGAGCAUUUUAUUAUCACAAGCAGAUGGUGAAAAACAAGCAAGUGCCAGAUGCAAAAUCAUAUCAGAAGUUAAGGGCAAUUUUAGAUGUGAAAGCUGCAAUAAAGAACAGGAAGGACAAGAGUGCACUAUUAGGUAUAAUUAAUAGCAAUUUAGGAUUAUUGAAAUCCAAGAGGAAGGGGAAGAAAGAUGAGUUGUGGAAGAACAAGAAAAAGCGAUCUAGUGCAGUGCGAUGAUUCUGUUACUCUUUCGAGCAGUUGCGGUUGCAAUUUGCAGUGGGGAUGUAUGAUAAAUAACAAGGACUUGCCUGCAACAGUUGUGUUGUUUAUUGGUUUAUUCCUGCUGCAGAUAGUCCUUCCUUCUUGUAUCUUUGGUGAGGAUCAAUCUUUUGAUUUCAAGAGAACAAUCAAAGUUGCUGGAGGAGAAAGGAGAAGCUCUUCUCAUGUGCUGUGGAUACAAGUUCUUCCCCAAAGCCUGUACGCUUGCAGAAGGGUGUGCUAAGCUAAGCUACAGGCCCGAUCUCUUGCUCUACUUGAUUAUUGAUUAAGGGCAUGAUUUAUGUACUUACUGUGCAGUGUUUGAUAUUGUACUCGAAAAUAAUCACGAAGAUCCAUGUCAUGUCUGGUCGUUAAUUAUUCAGGGGACUGAUUUGCACACAUCCCAUUUUUUAUUAAAGGCAUGAUUUAUGUACUUACUGUGCAGUGUUUGAUAUUGUACUCGAAAGUAAUCACGAAGAUCCAUGUCAUGUCUGAUCGUUAAUUA
Molecule: messenger RNA, 2719 nt
Organism: Nelumbo nucifera (sacred lotus)
Lineage: Eukaryota; Viridiplantae; Streptophyta; Magnoliopsida; Proteales; Nelumbonaceae
Product: Pentatricopeptide repeat (PPR) superfamily protein
Molecular function (GO): protein binding
Source: RefSeq, a predicted model, not a curated record